AUGGAGGACGCAAAAAAAUUGUAUCACUCACUCUCCAACUUCACCGUUCAAGACCCAAUUCUUGAAGGCAAAGACCAUCGCAGCGUGUGCGAAACCCUCUUCCACCAACUCCACUCCAGUUUCCACCAAUUCUUCUCCGCUCUGCCUCUGCGCCACCUCCAUGACCCUCACUCUCGGCCCCUUCCGCAUACGCAUUCGCGGCUGUGGCCAAUUGUUGAAGACCUUUCUAUCAUUCUGCGCUGCUGUCUUCUUCUCCUGACGCUCCCUCUCUCCGACCAGAAGUUCCUCCUCCUCAAGUGCCGCUCCCUUCUUCGCAUCCUCAACUCCUUUCUAUCUCUCCAUGUCACUGAACAUCGCGUCCUGCGCUUUCGCAACUUCCUCUCCGACGUCGACUUGGACCUCGAUGAUUCUUGCCGUCCGUUUCUACGCGCGCUGCUGGAGGUUACUAGGAAACAAACUACUGUUGUGCCAAAGCUUGUAUUUGCAGAUGAACUUUUGAGGCAUCAAUCUUUGAGAAGAUAUUUCAUGAUUGCUGAUUCCGUGUCUUCCAUCCAUGAAAAACUUUUUGUGUGUCAUGUCAACCAAGGUGAUAUUACCAGUGUUCUGGAGGUGUUAUCUACUCAUUUCCUCCUGUCAGUUUCUGAUGAGAAAGCGGUUGAGGAUUUCACAAUUAGAUUAUUUUUACAUCGUGACAAGGAUUUUAGAUUUCCUGAACUUAACCUUGCGCCCUCCAUCGUGUUGCUGCAUGACCCUGUUGUGCUUUCUGCACCAAAGAUGUUCCAGGCACACAUAGUUUCAAUGGUUUCUGAAGCCAUUGGUUCUGGCUUAUCCACAGAGAUUUUAUCCAAUUUCCACUUAACAGCGCUGCAAAAAUCUGUUAUCUUGUACUCUACGCAUAUGUUUUGUUUGCAAAUAGAUGGAUUUGGUGUUGAAAUGAAAUUUUUCAACAAUUCAUACCUUCUAAACAGAGGUCAGCCAAAAUUUGAAUCUUAUAUACAGCAAGGCACUAGAAACAGAUUAAAUCAUGUCUUAUCAAAGUCAGAUGAUUCAUGGGACUCCAAUGGAUGCAAACUGUCCUCCAAAACAAAGGACGAUCUUUUGGCUGAGUAUAUUGCAUUUAUGAAAGAGAGACAGUACAUAUUUGUUGAUUCAUUCAGGGAAGUGGUUACCUCAAUCUUAAAUUGUAUAAUCCAUCAAGCUUUCUCUGAGGAGGCCACCGGAGAUGCAGUAUUCAAUAUAAAGGAAAACACUAGUGCCCAAGAUAUAUGUCUUCUUGCAUCUGUAUUGAAGCUGAUGAGUGUUUCCUUGCUACAGGCAAUUAAGUGUCUAGGCAAUAGUGGUGAUUCAGAUUGUUUGAAAACCAUGGGAAGUGCCAUUGUGCGCGAGAAAUAUGAUUUAUUGAUAAGCAUCAUUGACCAAUUUGAACAGGUUAAGUUCUGUUUACCAAUUCAAACUUUCUUGUAUGAUGCGAUGCUAGGUCAGAAAUCAAGUUACAAAGUCUCCAAGUCAUUGUUUGUGCACUUCACAGGCUUGCUAUCUUUAUGUUUUAGCAAUGGACUUGAAUUGCUAGCAAAGGGGUGUAUAUCAGUACUUAUGGCACUGAUGUAUCUGUUUGUUUUUGAAGAGGGAAAUUUACUUGCUUUGGGAUCAUUGAGGGGUCUGUCAUUGCGACCUUGCUUGUCUGAAAUUUCAUCUGAUAAGAAUGGAAAGGGUGCAAGAGUUAAGCAAUCUAUCUAUAAAGUUGCAGCAGAGUUUCGCAGAGUUCAAUCAUGUAAUUUGAGAACGGAUUCCUUCACCUCCUAUAACGAGGAUGCAACAGAAAAAACCUGCAAUGGGGAAAUGUUUCUUAAUUGCAUACUGGGAGACCCCAAAAAGUUAUACGAUUAUGAUGAACUCGCAGAUUUCCUUGAGUGUAAGACUGGGAAAGAUUAUUCCAAGUGGUUGAAUGGCCGCGAAGUAUAUAGAAAUCGCAGGUAUCAGAAAAAACAGGAAUUGAGGAAGACCAAGAAGGAAACAUUCCGGAAGUCUUCUCAGUUUAAAAGAAUUGGCCAGCCUUUGUAG
This is a messenger RNA of Sphenostylis stenocarpa, 2061 nucleotides long. NCBI's taxonomy places the organism in Eukaryota, Viridiplantae, Streptophyta, Magnoliopsida, Fabales, Fabaceae. The record is from the annotation of a GenBank genome assembly.